AUGUCCGAAGGCGCCGCUGCCACCUUGGCUGAGCAGCCAGACGUUAUCCAGGAGACUAAAGACGCAGUCGAAGAGCCUUCCACCGACGUGUACCACAAUCCUCUCGAACAAUCCUCACGAUGGUCUCUAGCCACUCGCGCAUACGCAUACCGUACCGGGGCAUCCAUUGCCUUUGGUAUGGGUAACAUGGCCUCGCCCGCCGUCCCCUCCCCGCACAAGACCAUCUACUUCGACUCGACCCUGUCCGGGAAAUACAAAGGCAAGGAGAAGAUCAAAGCAGAAGUGUGGACGCCAGACCGGCCCUUGUCAAGGAAGAGCUCGAGGGGCAGCCUGAAGUCACUCCAAAAGCAGAGGAGCAAGGAGAGCGGGGAGGACUCUGGCGACUCUCUCAAACCUCCCCUGUCGCGCUUCUCAUCCAGGAACUCGGUGCGCGGGGCUGCGGAUGAGAAGGGUGACAAAGGCGGGUCUCUCCGCCCUUCCCUGUCGAGGCUAUCGUCCCGAAUAUCCUUCAAGUCGUCCCAGUCGAUGAGGUCGAAAAGCUCCAUAUCCCUGCCGACAACCCCCUCGGGGCCCGUCGACAACCCGAUGGACAAGAUCCCUUCCACGCUGAACCCGCAGCCCGACCCGACAUCCCGCCGGCCGGCAAUCAUAAACUUCCACGGUGGGGGCUUCGUGCUUGGCCAGGGUACAGACGACGGGAGGUGGGCCAUGGCGGUCAUGCAGGCCCUGGGCGCUGUGGUGUUCUCGGUCGAGUAUCGGCUGGCGCCUGCGUAUCCUUUCCCCACGCCCGUCGAGGACUGCGCAGACGCAAUACUACAAAUAUGGCGGAGGGCGGACGAGUUCUGGAUAGACCCCGACAAGAUCAUCCUCACUGGCUUCUCGGCCGGCGGGACAUUGGCCCUGGCAAGCUGGACACUGCUGCAAGACCACAAGAAGUUCGGCUACAAGAUCGAGCCCGCCUUGACCGAAUCGAUGUCGAAGCUGGCACUGUCGACGGGUGAGGGCGGCUCGAAGAUACCAAAGGCGCCAGAGGCCGAGACCCCAAAGCCGGUGGGCCUGAUGCUCUUCUAUCCGCUGCUGGACUGGACGAUGUCGCGGCCGCGCAAGCGCCUGACGUGCAGCAAGCCCGAGAUGACCCUCCCGCGCUCACUGACGGACAUCUUCGACGCGGCGUACAUCUACCCGCCAGAUGAGCUCAAGGCCAGCCUGGACAACCCGCUGCUCUCACCGGGCCUGAUGCCGGACUACCUCGUCGAUAGGCUUCCGCCGGUGCAGCUGUGCCUGUGCGAGUACGACAUGCUGCUCGCUGAGGGCAAGGUGUUCGCCGAGAGGCUGAAGACCAGGGGCAAGGAGGUCGGCUACCGGGUGGUCCCGGAGGCGAAGCACGCGUGGGACAAGCCGCUGCCGUUCAACCCGCCCGAGAACCUUGGCGUCGAGUACGGGGAGGCGGUGCGGGCGAUGGCUAAGUGGCUGGGGGCGGAGGAUGUAGAGACUAAUGGUAAUCUUACGGAUGAGUCGGUGCCGGAGGGCAUAGAGGUGUAG
Molecule: messenger RNA, 1542 nt
Organism: Diaporthe citri
Lineage: Eukaryota; Fungi; Ascomycota; Sordariomycetes; Diaporthales; Diaporthaceae
Exons: 1
Coding region: 1-1542 (513 amino acids)
Molecular function (GO): hydrolase activity
Source: RefSeq, a predicted model, not a curated record